GUAUUUUUUUCUUGUUUAUAUUUACACAGAUAAUUCAACAAAUUGAUUUGAACAGCUGAAUUUUACCAGGAGAAUUGAUUUACUUUGUCAGAAAACGGUCUCCAAAAUGUCGUAUGAGGCGCCAAUCACAAGGCAUGCGUUGGGUGAGCAAAUUGAGCUGGGCACUUUGUUUGACGCCACUACAGGUCAAUUCUAUUCGAGUUUGAGUCUCUGGAAUCACAAAGACAUCGAAAGCCAGCAAAUAAUCACAGAUGCUCAUGAUAUCAAAUUGAAAGUCUCGUCAACUGUUGAAGAGCUGCGAAAUAACAGUGACCUGGAUGCAAACGGGGCCUUGGACAUUGCUUUCGGUUUUGUGAAGCUGAACGGUUCUGCUAAGUACUUGAGUUCUUCAAAAAAUACCACGAACGAAGCUCGAAUUGACGUGACAUGUAUCAAAAAGAACAGAGUUAGAAGCAUCCCAAUGGAAACUAUGAUCGAAAUGCCUCAUCAGAAUUUGGUUCUUAGAAAUCCCAACAUUACUCAUUUUGUCUGUGAGGUGACCGAGGGAGCAACUGCAAACAUUUCAUUCAGAAAAAAGUGCUCAAAUAACGAUGAAAUCAAAGAAAUUGGUGGUAAAAUGUCAGGUGAAUUGAAAAAAAUAGUUAGCGGCGUGAAAAUUUCUGGCGGAGUGACACACACAACAGGUGACACGAAAAACAUCGACGAGUACACUAUCGAAGUCGACGGAGUUGUUGACGUGCCAAUAUCGAGUUUCGAAGACGUUGCAAAAGCUGCCCGAGAUAUGCCAGAAACCCUGAAACGUUACAACAACACAUUGACAGUGAAACUUCUUCCAAUUUCUCUUGUUUAUACUGACGAGAAUCGAAUAGUUCGAAGCCUGGACGAAAAAACUAUCAGUCGAUUGGCGAACACUUUGGACAAAACGACAAAAUCGCUAGCGUCACUAGAAGAUUUGCAAAAAUUGUGCUGCAUCAGAACUAUAAAUUCAUGCAAGAAACAAUGUGAAAACUUCCAAGGCAAGUAUGGAUCAUGCUUGGAGGAGUUCAAAGAAAAAGUUCGUGAAAUUUUGCCAAAAUUGAGAAGCGGUACCCAAGAAGAAACAUCAUUGCUAAUCAGCGAGAUCAAUAAAUCAACUUCUGUUGUUAAAAAACAGCACCACGUUGCGGAGAGUUUUAUAUCAGCGAAAACAAAGGAAAAUCAUUUCUUACAGAAAGUUUUCGAACAAUUGGAAAAUGAGGGUUUCCAGAACUUUGAGACAGAUUCCGAUAAUGAUUUGAGCAAUCGAGUUUUUUUGGAUAUUUCAUGCAAUGAGUUAUUGCAAAAAAGGCAUGCAAUGGAAUCCAAACUAAAAAUCGAAAGCAUUGAUGACGCUGUUAACACUGAUAGCGAUGCAGAGAGCGAUAGCGAUGAUAACGUAACUGAGUGGUUUGAAAACGGCGAGAGUGCUGAGGCACUGCAGAAGUCGAUCACUGAAAUAUCAAAACUAAGAAGCUCAAUUGAAAUGCCUGAAGUCAGCUUCGGAUUCGGAGUAACAAAAAAGAAAAAAGAAGCCAACAAACCUGGUCAAAUAUCCUUGGUUUCCAGUUUAGGAACUUCAAUAAUUCCAGUAGAAUUGCCCAAACCAAUAAUUGAGACAACUGUAGCUUCUGAAACAACUAUCAAAGUCUCGUGGACCAAUUUGGAUCAUAACUAUCUAACCGGUUUUCAGAUUCAGUGGAGAUCAAAAAUGUCAUCAAGUUCGGCUGGGCCUAGAUCGCAGGAACAUGAUGAUAGACCAUGGGAUAUUGAAAACCUCGAACCUACUAAAACUGAUUUCGAAAUCUCGAGCUACCAGACAUCACCUCUUAAAAGUGGACGAUUUUAUGAAACAAGGAUUGCUGCAAAGUAUAAGCUGCUGGGGCUAGUUUUUUGCAGCCCCGUCGAGUCCGAAACAAAAACAGGACCCUUAUUUUCACGAGCUACAACAGCAGAGAAGUUGAUUGAAUUUUUUGAAGAAGAAAAUUCAUCAUUAUCACACGAUUCACGACAAUAUUCUUUUAAUAACUGGAAGGUUGAAGGUUGUAAUUUGUAUCUAGGUUUAAAGCCCACAGAGACAAAGUUUCACAGCUUGACAGUUUUUGAUAUUGCUUGUGAGUUUCAACCAGAAGUAGUUGCUUCGCCAGUGGGCGGUGACAAUGCUAUUAUGUUGAUAUUUCUUGGUGAAGGCCCUACCGUAGAAGCAGAAAUGAAUGCCUACAUUUCAUUUCUAUUGGGCGCUUCUUUGAAAAAUCGGUAUCUAUUUCGGGUUGCUGACAGCUUCCCACGUAAUGCUAUAUUUCGACUAAAACCUCUCUCAGAUUUGUUUGAAGGCAAAACUAUGUACUUUGUAACAAGCCUCGAAAAUUACAUGCUCUUCCAACUACAGAUCUACAAAUUGUACGCUUAUUCAAAGUGUAGUUCUAUUAUAAAAUGUUUUGACGAAAGUGAUGAAUUGAGAGAUAACGAAAAAAGUUUUUUUAAAAACGCAACCAUCCUGUUUAGGAACGCUGGACAGAAACAUAUGGCGAUUAUCAACAGACAAAACAACUCAAAAACAGAUACUGUGUACAAUUUCAUCGAAAACGAUCUUGAGCUGAAAGGCAACAAACAAGUUUUGGAAACAAUGAACUAUCACCAUCAUCCUGCUUUUGAGAAAAGUGAACUCAUCACGGAGGAUGAUAUUGAGAAAUGGGAUGCAAGCAUGGCCUGUCAAAGGAAAAUGCAUGCAAUCGUAAUGAAUUGCACGUAAACCUCUUUGAAAGCGACUGUAUAAUCAACUAACAUGCCUGAUUUCGAAUAGUAUUCUGUAAUUCACUCCUGAAUCAAAAUCAUGUGGCCCCAAAUAAAAACGUGCAAAGCAAACCAUUAGUUUUUUUAUAUGUAGCAGAAUCGAUUCACCGUUGUUUCUAGAAAAUAGUGAUAUUUUGUGCAUUAUCAUUUUUCGGAAAGAUUUGAUUUUCUUAGACCGUUGUGAAAACUGAUGGAUGCAGUAGACCUGA
Molecule: messenger RNA, 3017 nt
Organism: Symsagittifera roscoffensis
Lineage: Eukaryota; Metazoa; Xenacoelomorpha; Acoela; Convolutidae
Exons: 2
Coding region: 107-2767 (886 amino acids)
Molecular function (GO): protein binding
Source: RefSeq, a predicted model, not a curated record